CCACAUGCUCCGUGCCUCAGCUGCCGACUGAUCAGCCACAGACAGCCCGGUGUUACAUCCUCACAGACACAUGACGCAUUUUCCAUCACUGGUAUAAAAGCGCAGCGUCAUUCUCAGUCAGCAGCCGACACUCGCAGUUCCCUCUUUCUCUGCUGCCGGACCAGCAGUCCGCUAUGCGCUCUCCAAGGAGCCACGGUGUGACGCGCACAGGGCUCUCCAUCAAGUAACGGAAGCUCUCCAAAACACUUCUUGUCUUAUUACUAUUAUUAGUUAUUUUACCAACAAUGGAAGGCGCAAACAACACGACAGCCUGGUCUCAGUUUGAAAACUCUUCCAACAAAACACCCAAACUUGAAGACGAGGAGGUGAAGCUGAGUUACCAAGUGGGCACGUCCUUUCUGCUCGGCGCGCUCAUUCUGUGCGCAAUAUUUGGAAAUGCGUGCGUGGUUGCGGCCAUCGCCUUGGAGCGGUCUCUCCAGAAUGUGGCCAACUACCUGAUCGGAUCUCUUGCUGUCACGGACCUGAUGGUGUCGGUGUUGGUGCUGCCCAUGGCGGCGCUUUACCAGGUGUUAAACCGCUGGACUCUCGGGCAGAUCCCGUGCGACAUAUUCAUCUCUCUGGAUGUGCUGUGCUGCACGUCGUCCAUCCUGCACCUGUGCGCCAUCGCUCUGGACAGGUACUGGGCGAUAACGGAGCCCAUCGAGUACAUGAAGAAGAGGACGCCGAGAAGAGCCGCCGUCCUCAUCGGCGUCACCUGGCUGGUCGGGUUCUCCAUCUCGGUGCCGCCGAUGUUGAUCAUGCGCUCCCAGCCCGGCAGCAUGGCAGAGGACAGGGCCAAUCCCAAGCAGUGUAAGAUCAGGCAAGACCCCUGGUACACUAUAUACUCUACUUUUGGGGCUUUUUACAUCCCGCUGACGCUAAUGCUGGUUUUAUACGGACGGAUUUUCAAAGCUGCCAGGUUUCGGAUCAGGAGAACUGUGCGUAAAACGGAGAAAAAGAAAGUGGCCGACUCUUGCCUUGCGUUGUCCCCCGCGCUGUUCCACAAAAAGACUCCCGGAGACGCGCAGGGCAAAAGCUGGAAAAGGAGCGUGGAGCCCCGGCCGCUGGCGAGCGUCAACGGCGCGGUGAAACACGCGGAGGACGGCGAGUCCCUGGAGAUCAUCGAAGUGCACAGUAGCACCAGAGGCAACCUGCCGCUGCCCAACACCCCCAGCGCGGUGCCGCUGUUCGAGAGCCGGCACGAGAAGGCGACGGAGGCGAAGAGGAAGAUCGCGAUGGCCCGGGAGCGCAAAACGGUGAAGACCCUGGGCAUCAUCAUGGGGACCUUCAUUCUCUGCUGGCUGCCCUUCUUCAUCGUCGCCCUCGUCAUGCCUUUUUGCCAGGAGUCGUGCUACAUGCCCCGGUGGCUGGAGGAUGUCAUUAACUGGCUGGGCUACUCCAACUCUUUACUCAACCCCAUCAUUUACGCGUACUUCAACAAAGACUUUCAGAGCGCGUUCAAGAAAAUAAUCAAGUGUCAUUUCUGCAGACCGUGACGGGCCAUCAGCCCAUAAAUAAAAAAAAAACAACCAACAGCCUUUAAAAUGCGGCACAAAGAGAUUGUUCUGAAAACAGAAUGAUGCUAUGAAACUGAAGAGGGCUCAUAAUGAUUCCACUGUUCCAUCUGAUCAUCGCCGCCGUUAUCAGUGUGCAACCCCCCCCCCCCCCAGAUGUCUGUAGCCUAUGCAUAGAUAAAGCUGUGAUCGUUUUUGAUUCAAGCUCCAUGUUCCUCAUCCUGCUCUGUAAUGUUCAAUAAAGAAGUCCCUUUUU
Molecule: messenger RNA, 1809 nt
Organism: Etheostoma spectabile (orangethroat darter)
Lineage: Eukaryota; Metazoa; Chordata; Actinopteri; Perciformes; Percidae
Gene: htr1ab
Product: 5-hydroxytryptamine (serotonin) receptor 1A b
Exons: 1
Coding region: 285-1535 (416 amino acids)
Biological process (GO): positive regulation of MAPK cascade; adenylate cyclase-activating adrenergic receptor signaling pathway; regulation of hormone secretion
Cellular component (GO): plasma membrane
Molecular function (GO): G protein-coupled serotonin receptor activity
Source: RefSeq, a predicted model, not a curated record